This is a messenger RNA of Phytophthora infestans T30-4, 2157 nucleotides long. Its product is annotated as condensin complex subunit 2, putative. The coding region runs from base 1 to 2157 and encodes 718 amino acids. NCBI's taxonomy places the organism in Eukaryota, Oomycota, Peronosporomycetes, Peronosporales, Peronosporaceae. Gene Ontology annotation, cellular component: condensin complex. Gene Ontology annotation, molecular function: chromatin binding. The record is from RefSeq and is a predicted model, not a curated record. Gene Ontology annotation, biological process: mitotic chromosome condensation. The transcript is spliced from 6 exons.
AUGGAGGACAUUCUGGACUCGUCAAAGAGAAUCGCUGCGGACGGAGAUGCAGACGACGAUACGUAUAAUUUCCAGAAGGCCAGCUGUACACUGGACGCGAGUAUCAAGAUCUACUCGUACCGAGUGGACGAUACGUGGAAUUCGUCGUAUAAAAUUCUAGAGAACUUGUCACGUACAGAGCAGAAACAUGGCGUGGACGAUGGCGGUGAGGACGGAGCUACUACAGCCAAGUCUCGUAAGACGAGGAAGACUCAUGCACGCACGAUCGAGAAGAACCUGAACAACAUCAACCUGAAGGCGUAUGAUACCGAGUGUGAGGCAGAUCCGCUGUUCCACAAGAUGUCGCAGUCUUUCGAUGAAGGAGGCGCCAAGGGAAUGCUAUUGGCCAAUUUGAGUGUGUAUGAUGGCUGCAAGAUCUUGUUGAACUCGUCGGAUGUGAGCGUCGUGACGCGGAAACCGAUCCAUGAGAAGACGAGAAAGGAGACUCUGACAAAGGAAGCAGACAAGCCUCCAGCUACCAAAGAGCGCAUCAGCUUGUCGAUCUUCGGGUCUUUGCCUUGCAUCAGUCAGGACGUCCAGAAUCUCGAGGUGUGUCCUCCGCUGUACCGCAUGUACGAUCAACUGGACGAGUUUUACGGAGACGAAGCUCGUCACAAACUGGGUAUCAAGAACGAUUUUUUGCUCAAGACUCCUGUCAAGGGACGGCGGAAGACGCUGGACAAGCAGGAUAUCAUCACAAUGAAUCUAGCUGGCAUCAUGGAAGGUGCCAGUGAGGACGAAUCGGACGGAGAAGAGGCUCCACAGGACACGUCAGUGGACUUUGGCGAUGACAACGCAGCGUACGAUGCUGACGAGGACGGCGCUGACACUGUUGAUGGCGCCGAGGAAGUCGCCGAAGCCGAAGCUACUGACGAUGCGGACAUGGAAAAGGAGAAUAAUGUCAUCGAUUUGGCUGCAAGUGACGACGAAGACAGCGUGCAAGACGAUCUCACUUUGGAUGGCACUGAACGAGGCGCUCAGACGCUUGACAAGGAAUCGUCGCUGAAGUCCAGUGCUGCAGACUUUUUCCGAGCCAAAGUGAACGAGAAUUUGCCAGAGAAUUACGAGAACAAUCUCUUCUCGCAGAUGAUUGAGUCUGCUCUGGUGCGGUCUGCCAAUGUGGACGACGAACAAGGUGGUGAUGACGUAGACGGCAAGAAUGAUUACUCGUACUUUGACGUCAAGAUGCUCCGGAAUUGGGCUGGUCCGGGCCACUGGAAGUUCCCUGCAGUGCGUAAGAUGAAGCAGCGCAAUCAGGAAGAUGUCGACAAGGACGGACUGGACGGAGAGGUCGAUAUAGAUGGCGUUGCUAUCAAGGCGGAGCCGAUUGAAGCCGCUACUGAACGUACUCGCAAGGGAAGUACUGCUGGAGUGGAUAAGAAGGCGAUUACAGUGGACUUCUUUGGUGACGAGCCUGAUUUGUUGAGGCUUAAGGCGCCGAAGUCUGCCUCGAGUCUGGAAAUCUCGAAGGGCAACUUGAAGAAGCAGACGGAGAACGCGUCCGAUCUUGUACUGCCAGUGGACACGCACAUUGAGCUGAGUCUGUUCUUUAGGCACUUUUUGAAGGAGAGGACGCGGUUCUUUAGGAAGCGCGGUGGCUUGGACAGUGGCCAUCGGGAAGGUGUUUCGACGAAUGAUUUUGAGUUCGGAGACAGUAGUGUCGAUGCUGCUGAUGAUCACGAUAGGGAACAGCCGUUCACGUAUAACGAGGACAGCGCUGGGUUUGAACCGGAUUACGAUGAAGAUGAAGGCGCCAGCGGGGUGGACGACCCUGCCCCAGUAACGUUGUACUCAAUGGAAGGUCUGGUUCAGGCCGAUCGUGUCGUGGAGAAGAUUGGCGUGCACUAUGAACGCUUUGCCAAGCGUGUGGAUGUGAAGAAGUUGAAGGGCAGUAUCUGGGACCACUUGGAGAAGAAGAGUGGUAAACGUCCACGCGAACCGGAGGCUGAUGAGACAACGUUUAAGAGCGUAGUUGAGAACGUGGCCGGAAAGGUGCCCUCGAAUGUGACAGUGUCCUUUUACUUCAUUUGCGUGUUGCAUCUGGCAAACGAGAAGGGUCUCGAGCUGAAAGGCCAAGACGAUCUUCGUAACUUCCAGAUACGUAAAGAGAAGGCAUGA